Messenger RNA from Benincasa hispida (wax gourd), 4467 nucleotides. Its product is annotated as cullin-3A-like. Gene Ontology annotation, biological process: ubiquitin-dependent protein catabolic process. Lineage: Eukaryota; Viridiplantae; Streptophyta; Magnoliopsida; Cucurbitales; Cucurbitaceae. Gene Ontology annotation, molecular function: ubiquitin protein ligase binding. The record is from RefSeq and is a predicted model, not a curated record.
UGUUGUAGUUUCAUAACUUCCAUUCCUCCAGAUAAAAUCAGUACUCAAAAGAUUGCUCAUGGAGCAAAGUCAUCUAAACAGGAGGCUUCCGUGGUCCUAUUGAUGACUGGAUAUUGCUGUAUCAAAAUUGAAGUUAGUGACUCACUGACUUGGUUUGACAAUUCUCCUACCAAAGCAUUCUUGUGGUGUUUCAAUAUAGUUUCUCUCAAAUCACCUUCAACUUGAACUGCAUCAUCCUUCAGUGCAAGUUCCCCUAAUCCUGCCAUGUUUGGGGCCAUAAUUGAUGGGUCUCUUAUAUCAAUUAUAUUCUGUUCCUGCAAUGGAUUAUUUGCAAGAGGCCCAAGGAGGGCUUGAAUUAUUUGUUUUGGGAUCGUAACUCACCGCCUUUGGAGUUUUUGGUUGAGAUCGUCUGUUGUUUGUUAGGUUUGGAAUAUAGAUGUCAGGGCUCGAAUGGAGGAGGUGGUUUUGAGUUCUCCCUUCAGGGAGAUGGGUAAAGUUUUGUGGCAGGUUAGCUUCUUUGUACUUUGUAGUUUUGUGGGGAAUUUGGCUGGAGGAAUAAUAAAAUCUUUAGAGAGGUGGAGGAAGUUUGGGAGGUGGCUAAGUUUAAUUCUUCCUUAUGGUAUAAGUCACUAGGCAUCUAGGCCUUUCUUUAAUUAUGAGCUUGGUCGUGUCCUUUUUUGUAGGUAGGGUUGAACUCCUUUUUUUUUCUGUUGACUUGUCUUUUUGUAUGCCCUUGUAUUCUUUAAUUUUAAUAUAUGAUUCAAAUAAACACACACACAGACACAUAUACAAUUUUUUUGAUCCGGAUGAUCAGUUAUCUCCUUUGAACUAAACAGAUUAAUACCAUUAUUUCAACUUACUAGGCAUGAAGAAAUGGUUGUAGUAGUCACUAUGAUCUUUGAUCUAACUACAGAUUACAGUUUGUAGCUGGCAUAUGAACUUACAGAAAAAUCACCAAGCCGUUUCAAUUUUUGCCUAAUUCAUGGUUCAUCUUGAUUUCUACACAUUUUGGCUCUGAUUUUGAACGUUCCACUUUUGUUCUUUUUCUUUUGUUAAUUGUUUUCAUUUUUGUUCGUUUCUUUUUUGUUCUUUUUCCCUUGAAGGAAGUGUGUUGCUGCAAGCUACAGCAAUGUAAUUCCGUGCAGUGUCUAUUUAAAGUGCAUUAAGUUAUUGUGAUUAUGUCUUUUGACAUCGUUUGCGAUGACUUGUCUCUGCAUACAGGCUAUUUUGUUUUUAAUGUUCAAUUUAGUAUCAAAUUGGUUCCAGUAAUCAUAAUAAUGUGGUUCCUUUCCAGUGUUCUCUUCCAUAAUCUUUCGAUAAUACUAACUUGAGAAUAGCUCAACUAGUCAAAGCAUAUGUCCUCGAUCCUAGGGGUUAGACGUUUGAAUCUCCAACCCCUUAUUGUUGAACUAAAGAGAAAAAAGAAAAAGAAAAGAGGUAAUUGUGCAAUCUUAAAAGAACGGAUUGCACUAGAUUUAAUCCCAUUUUUGUUUGUUAUAAUGCUCAAAAAGGGAGCAAAUCUCUUGGAAAGAGAAGUUUAGAAACUUUUCUUUGGGCUAAAAUGGGUGCAGAAGAAGUGUGCCACCUCACAAGUUGGAAACAUCUCUUUAGAAGCAUAGUGGAAGGUGGUCCCUGUCUUGACAACUGGAAGAAAAUGAAUAUUUCUUUUGCAGCUAAUUGGAGUUGGGAUUUGCCUUGGAGAAAACUUGCUGGUGGAGAUUAAUAGCAGAUGAUAAGUACGAAGUUGCGCUUAUCAAAAUAAAAUAUGUGGUCGAGAGUCGUGGGUGGAGUUACCAAAGAAAAAAGAACCAGUAAAAGAAUCCCAUGGCAGUUUAUAAACAACUACAGACAGCUUGUGAAAAAAUAUCUUCAUUUCAAGUUGGAGAUGGGAGCAAUGUGAGAUUUUCGGAAGUCAAAUGGCUGUUGGGGAAACCCUCUUAAGGAGAGAUUAUCGAGAAUCUACCAUGAAACAGACACAAACUUGUUUAAGAUUAAAGACUGCUGGAAAAAAAUGCGUACAAUAUGGUGCUGCACAAAUUUGGGGAAAAACUCUACUCUGGGCUCGUGAACACAAUGUCAUUUCAUCUGAAAGAAAUAUCUAAAGGAAUUGAAGCAGCUCAAGGAGAACUUUUUUUGGUAGAAUUGAACAGGAAAUGGGCAGACCACAACAAGGCUUUGCAAAUGAUCCGAGACAUAUUGAUGUACAUGGACAGAACUUUCAUCCCAAGCACUCACAAAACCCCAGUUCAUGAGCUCGGUUUGAAUCUAUGGAGGGAUGUUGUUAUCCACUCUAGCAAAACCCAGACCAGGCUCCGAGAUACUCUUCUUGAACUUGUGCAUAUGGAAAGGAGUGGUGAAGUUAUAAACAGGGGUUUAAUGAGGAACAUUAUAAAGAUGCUUAUGGAUUUAGGCUCUUCUGUUUACCAAGAAGACUUUGAAAAGCAUUUUCUUGAUGUCUCUGCAGAUUUUUAUCGUCUCGAGUCUCAGCAAUUUAUUGAGUCUUGCGACUGUGGGGAUUAUCUGAAGAAGGCCGAGAGACGCUUGAAUGAAGAAAUAGAAAGGGUGUCCCAUUACUUAGAUGCUAGAAGUGAACCUAAGAUAACCAGCGUGGUGGAAAAAGAGAUGAUAGAAAGUCACAUGCAAAGAUUAGUCCACAUGGAAAACUCAGGCUUAGUAAAUAUGUUUGUUGAUGAUAAAUAUGAAGAUUUGGGCAGAAUGUAUAACUUGUUUCGCCGUGUACCUAGUGGACUCUCUAUAGUAAGAGAUGUCAUGACAUCUUACAUCCGUGAUACAGGUAAGCAGCUGGUGACAGAUCCUGAUAGGAUAAAGGAUCCUGUGGAUUACGUGCAGCGACUCCUUGAUUUGAAGGAUAAAUAUGACAAGGUUAUCAGCUUGGCAUUCAACAAUGACAAGACAUUCCAAAAUGCAUUGAAUUCCUCGUUUGAAUAUUUUAUCAACCUAAAUGCUCGAUCUCCAGAAUUUAUCUCUUUGUUUGUAGAUGACAAGCUUCGCAGAGGAUUGAGAGGGGUCAGUGAGGAAGAUAUAGAAAUUGUGCUAGAUAAGGUUAUGAUGCUUUUCCGUUACCUUCAAGAGAAAGAUGUAUUUGAGAAAUAUUACAAGCAACAUUUGGCCAAGAGGCUUCUGUCUGGAAAAACUGUGUCUGACGAUGCUGAAAGAAGUUUGAUCGUUAAGCUCAAAACAGAGUGUGGGUACCAAUUUACCUCUAAGUUGGAGGGUAUGUUCACUGAUAUGAAGACGUCUCAGGAUACAAUGCAGGGUUUCUAUGCAAGAUUUGGUACUGAGUUAGGAGAAGGACCCACGCUAGUUGUGCAGGUUCUCACUACAGGUUCAUGGCCAACUCAGGCCAGCACAACUUGCAAUCUUCCUCCAGAAAUUCUUGGGAUAUGUGAAAAAUUUAAAAGCUACUACCUUGGGACGCAUACUGGCCGAAGAUUAUCCUGGCAAACGAAUAUGGGUUCAGCCGAUCUUAAAGCAACUUUUGGUAAGGGUCAGAAGCAUGAGUUGAAUGUUUCAACGUACCAAAUGUGUGUGCUAAUGCUGUUUAACAAUGCUGAUCGGUUGAGUUAUAGAGACAUUGAGCAAGCCACAGAGAUUCCAGCUGUAGACUUGAAAAGAUGUCUACAGUCAUUAGCUUGUGUGAAAGGACGGAAUGUCCUCCGGAAGGAGCCAAUGAGUAAGGACAUCGCUGAAGACGAUGCAUUUUUCUUCAACGAUAAGUUCACGAGCAAGUUGUACAAGGUGAAAAUCGGUACUGUGGUUGCACAGAGGGAGUCUGAGCCAGAAAACCAGGAAACGCGACAGAGGGUAGAGGAAGAUCGGAAACCACAGAUCGAGGCAGCUAUAGUCAGAAUAAUGAAGGCAAGGCGAGUAUUGGAUCACAAUAACAUCGUCACUGAAGUCACGAAGCAGUUGCAGUCAAGGUUCCUUCCAAACCCUGUUGUCAUUAAAAAACGAAUUGAAUCUCUUAUUGAGAGGGAGUUUUUGGAGAGGGACAAAGAAGAUAGAAAACUGUACCGUUAUCUUGCCUGAACUUUGAAGAAUUUAUGAUUGCCCUUCAUGUGUCCAAAACUUUGUACUACGGGCUCAUUGUUAUAACUUUCAUGAGUUGAAAUCUUACCAUUGAAUUUGCUGCAGGCUUGGGUUGGUUAGAUGAACUGUCAUCGCUUUAUUGCCCAGCUCCUUUCCCUUUACGCUCUUGAUCUUAUGGCUUCUUUUUGCUGAUUAUGCUCUACUGGUUCACUAGGAUAUGGAUUCCAAAGUGAAAGGUAGUUUCUGAAGGUUUACGUGAUAUUUCCAUAAAGGUCUGGAAGCGGACUCUUGUAAAUUAUAUUUUCUUGGAUUUUAUGAAUGAUUAGAUUGCCACUUGGUUUGAACUUUUGGUGCAAGCUCCUUGAUUUGGUACCUUGAGUCUAAAAGUCGAUGGCUAUCAUUGGGAGUGUUUGAGAA